Echinops telfairi (small Madagascar hedgehog) is the source of this 3101-nucleotide messenger RNA. It is a transcript of the gene TBC1D12, whose product is annotated as TBC1 domain family member 12. Bases 1 to 1368 code for a protein of 455 amino acids. NCBI's taxonomy places the organism in Eukaryota, Metazoa, Chordata, Mammalia, Afrosoricida, Tenrecidae. The transcript has 13 exons. The record is from RefSeq and is a predicted model, not a curated record.
AUGGAGGAUCAAAACCUUUUUCCAAAAAGAACAAUGGAACUCAAAUCAGUUGCCCAUAGUGCUCCUGGUUGGAAAUUAUUUGGUAAAGUCCCUCCCAGAGAGAAUCUUCAGAAAACUUCCAAAAUCAUUCAACAGGAAUAUGAAGCACGAACAGGGAGGACCUGUAAACCACCACCUCAGUCUUCAAGACGUAAAAAUUUUGAGUUUGAGCCACUUUCUACCACUGCUCUGAUUCUUGAGGAUCGACCAUCAAAUCUUCCUGCCAAAUCUGUGGAAGAAGCUUUACGUCACCGGCAAGAAUAUGAUGAGAUGGUGGCUGAGGCUAAAAAACGAGAAAUUAAAGAAGCACAUAAAAGAAAAAAAAUAAUGAAAGAACGAUUUAAGCAGGAAGAAAAUAUUGCAAGCGCAAUGGUAAUUUGGAUCAAUGAAAUACUGCCCAAUUGGGAAGUAAUGCGUAGUACAAGAAGAGUUCGAGAAUUGUGGUGGCAGGGAUUGCCCCCUAGUGUUCGUGGGAAAGUUUGGAGUCUAGCUGUAGGAAAUGAACUAAAUAUCACUCCUGAGCUUUAUGAAAUUUUCCUCUCAAGAGCAAAGGAGCGAUGGAAAAGCUUCAGUGAAACAAGUUCAGAAAACGAUGUAGAAGGUGUACCUGUUGCUGACCGGGAGGCCAGUCUGGAAUUAAUUAAGCUGGACAUAUCUCGUACAUUCCCAUCUCUCUUCAUCUUUCAGAAGGGUGGCCCAUAUCAUGAUGUCUUACAUAGUAUCUUAGGGGCAUAUACCUGUUACAGACCUGAUGUUGGUUAUGUCCAAGGGAUGUCCUUCAUUGCAGCAGUACUCAUUCUCAAUUUGGAAGAGGCAGAUGCCUUCAUUGCAUUUGCAAAUCUCCUGAAUAAGCCGUGCCAGUUGGCCUUUUUCCGUGUGGAUCACAGCAUGAUGUUGAAAUAUUUUGCAACAUUUGAGGUAUUCUUUGAAGAAAAUCUCUCCAAACUGUUUCUUCAUUUCAAGUCUUACAAUCUUACACCUGACAUAUACUUGAUAGACUGGAUCUUCACAUUGUAUAGCAAAUCAUUACCACUUGAUCUAGCCUGCCGAGUCUGGGAUGUAUUCUGCAGAGAUGGGGAGGAAUUUUUAUUUAGGACUGGAUUAGGAAUCCUUCGAUUAUAUGAAGACAUCCUCCUGCAAAUGGACUUUAUUCAUAUAGCCCAGUUUUUAACGAAGUUACCGGAAGAUAUUACGUCAGAAAAGCUAUUCAGCUGUAUUGCAGCUAUUCAGAUGCAGAAUAGCACCAAAAAAUGGACUCAGGUCUUUGCGUCUGUGAUGAAGGAUGUCAAAGAAGGAGACAAGAACAACAGUCCAGCUCUGAAAAGCUAAUCUUCAAAACGAACAGACAGUGAAAUAUUAAAAAGCCUUUUUGAUAAAACUUUUUUUGGGGGGCCUUCUAUGUGAAAUGCAUGUAGGAGAUUUUUGGAGAAAUCCCAUGGAAUCAAGAGAUGGAAAACUAUAUUUUAAACUCCGUGGCUAAAGUAAUGAAAUGCCAAUUGACAGUAUUCUUAAGAUGUGUUUUCUAGGAGGAGCUAUUUUACAAAAGAAAAAAAUUAGAUAGCUAGCUCAUAUUCCAUAAUUUGAACUGCACAGUUUAAUGCAAUAAAAUUUAUAAUAGUUUCAGAGACACUUCAACUUUUUACAUCUUUUCUUUUUUAACAAUAACCACAAAAGCUUUUUUGAAAGAAUGGAAUUCUUAAAUACUACUUUAACUUCCAAAUACUAUUUGACACAACAUAUUGAUACACAUAUUAUCACCAGUCCUGACCUCUUGAAGAUACAGACCAAGAAUAAACAAUUUUGGUUGCAUAUUAUUUAAGUCAGUCAUUUAUCUUCACUUAACCAGUUGGGGUAAAUUUAGGUUAUCUGGGACCAAAAAUGUUGGUAGGAGAUUGCUUUAACAUUCAUUGAGAUGUUUUUACUCAGUAUUGUAUCUAUUUUUUUGAAGAAAUUGUUUCUAUUCUUUAUAACGAAUUCCUAUCAUUCAGAGAAUUUUAGCAUUUGUUUCUAGCCUCAGACAUUGUUUAUCUAGUAAUUUUAGCACUAGACAAACUAAAUAACUGUCAAUUCUUUGCACUUUACUGGACUUAGACUUGAUUUUGAGAGUAAGUCCAUAAAUAUAAAUGAGGUUCUCCACUGGUAAGAGCAAAAAUAAUGAGUUCUGAGAGUUCUAAAUAGCAUGCUAGUUGGCAAGACCACGUUUUUGAGUAAAAUUUCUCCACUGUCUUUAAAAACAAAAUUUAAUUCCAGUUUAAAAUUUGAAUCAAUGCAUAAUAACUUCCUAACAUUUAAAACAGUGUGCAUAACUUUCUAAUCAAUGGAUAUAAGAGUAAAAGAAAAAAGAUAAAAUUAACUUUUUCUAGUGAGUCUAAUUUUGAUGGUUUGUGGAUAAAUUAUUAAUCACUGAUAAAUUGUCAUUGUUUACUAUCAUACAUAAAUUUAAUUUUUGGAACAAAAAUAAGUCACUUGAAUUAUUAUGCUUUAUAACAUGCUAUUUGGUUAAGAAUUAGAUUUAAAGUGUGCAUUCAUGUUGCAGUUUGAUUUAAAGCAACCAAGUACACUAUCUGUUAAUGGUAUGUAGUCUUGAUACUGCAUCUUUAGGACUAUGGGACCAGAGUAUGCUCAUGUGUUUUUAAUCUCUGGGUCAUUUUAGCCUAGGGACUAGCAAUGAGACCCUCAAAAAUGGACUCCUGUCACAGGGGCUUGUUUAGUGGAACCAGUAGUGUAAUGAAAUAUUGAGGGAGAACCCAGGGCCUUAGUAAGUUUGUGGAUGACUGUUUUAACUCUGGUACCUACUUGCUUGGUUUUGAUGGUGCUGAUAAGAGAAAACGUAACUGCUGGUGGUAAUCUCUCUGAGAUUAUACUACAUGCCUAAUUUAAUCUUGCCUGUCUGUAUUUGUUUUCUGAGUUUGACCUAAGUUGCUGUACUUCCUUUUCUUGUUUCUAUUAUUGUACAGUUUCUUUAUCUUUCUAGUAUAAAUUUGUAUAAAAUGUAAAUACAAGGAGUUCAUGAAAACCACUAGUAAUGAUUACUGUGUAAAUAAAACUUGUAAGCAGAGUAA